This is a messenger RNA of Actinia tenebrosa (Australian red waratah sea anemone), 4002 nucleotides long. RefSeq names its product translocation protein SEC63 homolog. Gene Ontology annotation, cellular component: Sec62/Sec63 complex. Gene Ontology annotation, biological process: post-translational protein targeting to endoplasmic reticulum membrane; SRP-dependent cotranslational protein targeting to membrane. The record is from RefSeq and is a predicted model, not a curated record. Gene Ontology annotation, molecular function: RNA binding; transmembrane protein transporter activity. Lineage: Eukaryota; Metazoa; Cnidaria; Anthozoa; Actiniaria; Actiniidae.
CAAACCAACCAAGAUGGCGGGUGCGAAGUUUGAAUAUGAUGACAAAGGCACUACAUUUUAUUAUUUUGUAAUAUCAUUCUACGGUCUGAUCUUAGUCCCUUUGACGUAUUACAUAUGGUUCUUUACUAAAGUAGAAGACCAGGAGAAAAAAAAUGAUCGCGCUUGUAAUUGUCCACCUUGUUUGGAAAAAAGACAUCGUUUGAUCAAAGUAAAACCCAAGUCGAAGACCAUCAGAUAUUUUAGUUUGUUUGCCCUGGUCGUACUGUGGGCCUUGUUCGUGUAUGGCGGCUACAGAAUUUCUCAAUUCGAACGGGAGUUUGUGGAAUAUGAUCCUUACCAUGUACUCGAAAUAGAUCGAGGUGCGUCAAUGGCAGAAAUCCGCCGACAGUACAGGAGACUCAGCAUGAAGUUCCAUCCUGACAAAGAAUCCGGAGAUCCUAAGAAAUUUAUGAGAAUCGCCAAGGCUUAUGAGGCGUUGACGAAUGAAGAAUCAAGGAAGAAUUGGGAGGAGUUUGGUAACCCGGACGGUCCAGGAGCUACUAGUUUUGGUAUUGCAUUGCCGUCUUGGCUGGUCAGUAAAGAGAAUUCAAUGUGGGUACUGGCGGCAUAUGGUCUGGCAUUCAUGAUUAUUCUACCAAUUAGUGUUGGCACAUGGUGGUACAAGUCCAUACAGUACAGCUGUGAUCAGAUUCUAUUGGACACAACACAGUUAUACUAUUACUUCUUCCAUAAAACACCUGGAAUGCAGGUGAAAAGAAUUCUCAUGAUUCUGGCUGGUUCUUUUGAAUUUGAAAAAGGCCACAACGCUGAGGUACAAGAACGGGAAACUGAUAACAUUGAGAUACCACAGGUGAUGCGAGAACUUCCUAAUCUUGGCGACAAGAAUAAAGAACCUCCAUUGUGCUACCCAUAUAGUAUCAAGGCAAGAUCACUGAUUCAUGCCCACCUGUCCAGAAUUGACCUGCCGCCAGACACUCUGAAGCAAGACCUGGACUUGCUCUUGAAGAAGAGUCCUCUGUUGGUACAAGAAAUGAUUAGCAUUGUGGCUCAGUUAAUGGCCAUGGCAAAGGCUGGCAGAACGACCAACAUGCCACGCCUAGAGACAGUAGAAAACUGUAUGAAGAUAAGUCAGAUGCUUGUGCAAGGACUGUGGGAGAAUAAGUCUCCUCUCUUGCAGCUGCCGCACAUCAAUCAGGAUAACUUAAGACAUUUUACAACCAAAAAGAGAAAUAUACGUUCUAUAAAACAGUUAGUUUCAAUGAAAGAAGAGGAAAGAAGGUCACUGCUUAGGAAUCUUAGUAAUGAGGAAUAUAAGGACAUAAUAAAUGUUUGUUGGACAUUUCCAGUCAUAGAAAUGGAUAUAAGAGCACACGUUUUGGACGACACUGAAGAUAAAUCACUUAUAACUGUAGGAGAUAUUGUUACUGUAUCAGUCAAGCUGAAGAGACGGUCACUAGGGGAAUUUUUUGAAGAUGAGAGUACCGAGAUGCAAUCUAUUGAAGCUGAUGGGCAGACUGAAGUCCACCCAGAACCAAAGGAUUCGCCACAGGCACAGAAGGUCUGGCAGAAGAAUAAAAAGAAGGGCAAAAAACAGAAACAAAAUAAACAAGUUAGCAAGAAAAAACCUGUUAAACAACAAAUCAAGAAGAAAGGAAGCGAGGAGAAAGAUAAUCCACCAAAAGAGGAAAAGGACGAAAGUAAGAAAGAAAAAGAGACCAAAGAAGAUGAGGAGGACGGAGAGGACGUCAAUCGAGAUGAAAAAGACCACAGUGGUUCAGAGAGCGGAGACGAGGAAAGCAGCGGAGAGGAAAGUGGCAACGAAUCAAACCAGGAGACUGGGAAAUCACUAGAAGAGGACGAGGAGGAAUGGCAACGACUUCAGGCUGACAUCAAAAACAAAGACGUCAUCCUGGAAACAAAAUCCAAAGAAACACACACCGUGCAUGCGCCAUACUUCCCCGAGGAAAAGCAAGAAUGGUGGUGGAUCUAUGUGACAGACAAGCGACGAACAGCAUUAAUUACCCCUCCACAACAAGUUACUACUUUGAAAGAUGAAGAAGAGGUCGAACUUAAAUUCCAAGCUAAUGAAAAACCUGGUACAUACCACUAUACUGUGUCUCUGCGUUCCGAUUCGUACUUUGAGCGUGAUGUAAUACAGAACUUCAAGAUCACUGUCGAAGAGGCCAAAGAAUUCGAAACAAAGCAAUGGGACUUUGAGAGCGACGAAGACGAUAAAGACUCGGAGGAUGAAAGUGGAGAAAGUGAAUAUGAGGAAGAUGACGAAAAUAGUGACUAAAUCUUGUCCGCGCCCUCCCCUCCCAUGAUACCACGAGUGACCAAAACCACAAUAUGUACACAAUUGGAACGAAAUUGGACGCGUGUUUAAAGGGACUGGUGUAAAGUCUUGGUAAUGAUCAUGUGACUUAAUAUGUAAUUCACAAUUUACAAUCAAAAAACGAGCUUAAGGAUUACGAAUACUUCCGUCUCGAGUUGCUCUUACCCUCAUUUAUCACUUAGAGCGUGUUGCCGACAACUCUAGAUGAUGUGAGGGUUUUACUAUAUAUUGGCUUUCGUCUAUCAAUGCUAUAACCGUCAGAGUGAGUAACCGACUCGGUCCACUUGGAUUUGAAUGUUUUCCUAUCACAGACCACGUGUCAUUGUCUUGAAAAGGAUAUUUUUAGUUUGAGUUGUAUCCAUAUUCUUCUAUUAGUCAUUCCGAGGUUGAGAAAAACUGGGUCGAGUUCAUGUUAUUGCAGUGCAUUGUGGGGCUGAUUUAAGGGACAAAAAUAGACGCCAUCUUGGAAAUAUGUCCCCUUAGACAAUCCCACAAUAGACUGCGAUACCAACUCAACCCAGUCUUUUUCUCAACCUCAGAACGAUUAAUCUAUUCCAGCCUUACUGGUAACACAGAAGUAAUACUCAAGGGAAUGACAUUUGGUUUGUAACGUGAAAACAUUGCAUACAAGAAGUUUGCGUCUAACAUGAUGACGGAAGCGAAAAGCUUUAGCUGUAGACGGAACCGGAACAAGAGAAAAAUUAUAUAAUUAAGACUAAAUUAUUCGUUAAAUUGUGGAUUCUUUCCAGUUAGCAAUUCCGAGAUUGAGGGAACAACUAGGUGGAGUUGGCAUUACAGUGCAUUGUGGGGCUGCUAUAGGGAACAAAAUAGCCGCCGUCUUGGGAAUAUGUUCGCAUAUGCAUAUGUUGCUGUGUUGGUCAAAUAAUAGUCCCCUUCACGACUCCUCUGCAAUAUAGAAUACAUUAUGAUAAUUAACAUCAAAACGAGUGCAAUGGUGAGUCACAUUUACAAACUAAACUGAAUAGAAAAGUACAGAAGGAAAACCGAAUGCACUUUAUAACAUCCGGCGAGACGAUAGAAGACACUUAGUCUCAUAAUCUACAGAACUAGAAACGACUCACCGUUCCUCUCGUCAAUACACCUCAUCACACAGCGCUAUGUUAAACCUGCCUAACCUCGGCCUGAAGCGCUUGAAUGCGAGGCCGCCCGUUCGGUCCAUACGCUCUAAUUGAACAUGAAAACUAAAUCAAUAGGCUUGCGUAACAAAAGAUGUCUUUAGUUAUUCUUACUUUUAAAACAAUUUUGUACCAGAGCCCACGUUUCUCUUGGUCAGCACCGUGCAACGAUUUUUUUCAUGAUGCUGACCAAGAAGAACGUGGGCUCGGUAAGAAGUUCACAUUUAGAGGUAUUUGAAAGGUAAUUCGAUGGAAAUUGUUACAAAAUUUUAGAUAGAAGCUAUAUAUAUAUAUAUCUCUGUAACAUUACCUUUGUGAAUGGGGUUCGGUUAAGAUUUCGUAUAACUAARAGUACGAAGACCGUAUCCUAGAUGAUAGCCCUACCUGUGCUUACUACACCAUAACCAAUGUUAACUACACUGAUUUCUUACUCAUCAGUACUCCCCCACAAUAUCUUAUAGUACGCAAAGGCAGUUUACUAAAAAUCUAGACUAAACGUGAACAAUCAAUAAAAACUAAUACUUACACCAA